AUGUUUUCUCCGCCAAAAGUUCAUCCCUUUGAAGAAAAUUAUAUACAAAAAGUGCAAAUUGAUAUUGAACGCAGUCCAUUAUUGUAAUAUGAAUUGCCUUCAGAUCUUUAAUUAUUGUAUGUUAUUCUGAUAUGAUAUUUAGUAAAUCUUAAAGUUAAUUAUGCGAUGAUGAUUAACAAUCUCCUUUUUAAGCUGCUAGGAAUCUACCUCUUUAAAGAUUUAAUUCAGAAGUUUUUCAUGAUUUUUAAGGAUGUCAAUAGUAAAUAAUAGGAGAUAAUAAUAAAUUUUUAAAAUCAAGAAAAUUUAGAGCUGACUUAUCGAAAUUUACAGGAGAUUUUGAAGUUCUACAUUAAAUAGGAAGAGGUUCAAAAGGAGUGGUUUAUAAAGUAUUAUCAAAAGUUGAUGGAUUGUAUUAUGCAGCAAAGAAGGUGCCUAAGGAAGAUAAUAUUUAAACUUUAACAUUAGAUGGAUAAGUUCAAUUUAAUUGCUGUUAUUAACAUUAAGGAUUUUUGUAUAUAAUAAUGGAACACUGUGAGUAUUCAUUAAAGUAAAGACUUAUGUAUAGAGUUUAUGAAUCAGAAAUUCGAUAGAUAAUAGUUGAUGUUUGUGAAGCUUUGUAGAACUUCCCUUAACCACAUUUACACAUACAUGGUGGAAAUGUAUUGCUAAGCAAAUAAAUGAAGUAUAAAUUAAGUGAUUAUGGAUAUUCAAAUCAUACAAUUCAUUCUGCUCCUGAAAAAAUAAAGAGCAAAUUAUCAGAUAUUUAUUAAUUAGGUUUUUUGUUGAUGGAAUUAAUGCUUGAAAAAGAGUUAAGUUAGAUAAAUUCUUUGGUUUUACAAAAGUUCGAUAAUUUAUCAUAUUAUUCAGUAUCGUUAAAAUAAUAAAUCAAAAAAAUGGUAUCAGUAAUUCCAGAUUAAAGACCUGAUAUUUAAUAAUUAAUUAAUUUUGCAAAAGUGAAUUUAGAUUAAGAGCUAACCUUACUUUAAGAGUAGAACGCUGAAUUGCAAAAAUAGAUAGACGAAGUAUAACCGAAAACCAGAAGAAGGAUUUAAAGCGAAUGA
Messenger RNA from Paramecium sonneborni, 1061 nucleotides. NCBI's taxonomy places the organism in Eukaryota, Ciliophora, Oligohymenophorea, Peniculida, Parameciidae. The record is from the annotation of a GenBank genome assembly.